GGCUCUUCCAGCGGCUCCGGCUCCGGCAGCCCCAACGGUGCUUCUCCUAGCGGUGCUGACGCUGAUUGCGAUACCCUUGUCAGCGAGACUGUUGUCCCUGUGGCUACCAACACCGAGGGUGGCUCUGUCCCCACUGCCCCUGCUCAGACUGGUGCUGUGCCCACUGGCACCGCUCCCGCUGGCGGUGCUGCUCCUUCUGGUGGUGCCCCUGGUGGCGCUGGCGCCGACGCCUCUUCCACUCCUUGCGAAACCUCCAUUGGCGAGACUGUCGUUCCUGUUGCCACCAAGACUGAGGGCGGCUCUGCCCCCAGCGCUCCUGCCCAGGGUGGCUCUGGUGCUGCUCCUUCCGGUGGUGCCGCUGGUGGUGAAGCCCCCUCUGGUGUUGCCAGCGUCCCUGCUGUUCCUACUUCCAGUACUGUCCCUGAGGGUGCCAGCGCUGACUCCACCACCACUCCCUGCGACACUCUCGUCACUGAGACUGUCGUCCCUGUCGCUACUCAGACUGAGGGCUCUCCUGCCCCUAGCGGCACCGCCGCUGAGGGAGGCUCCUCCCCCCAAAUCACCACCGCUCCUGUCGCUGGCUCCGGUUCCGGUUCCGGCUCCGAUGUGGUCACUGUCACCAUCACUACUACUGUGAGCGUUUCUGCUUGCGACUACUAG
Aspergillus homomorphus CBS 101889 is the source of this 660-nucleotide messenger RNA. RefSeq lists its product as uncharacterized. The transcript has a single exon. The record is from RefSeq and is a predicted model, not a curated record. The annotation marks the transcript as partial. Lineage: Eukaryota; Fungi; Ascomycota; Eurotiomycetes; Eurotiales; Aspergillaceae.